Bombina bombina (fire-bellied toad) is the source of this 3339-nucleotide messenger RNA. RefSeq names its product protein phosphatase with EF-hand domain 2 (gene PPEF2). Bases 1 to 2862 code for a protein of 953 amino acids. The transcript is spliced from 19 exons. Lineage: Eukaryota; Metazoa; Chordata; Amphibia; Anura; Bombinatoridae. Gene Ontology annotation, biological process: negative regulation of MAPK cascade. The record is from RefSeq and is a predicted model, not a curated record. Gene Ontology annotation, cellular component: nucleus; cytosol. Gene Ontology annotation, molecular function: Hsp90 protein binding; calcium ion binding; protein serine/threonine phosphatase activity.
AUGCCAGCGACCAACCUAAGAUAUUUGUAUGCCCAGGAAAUGGGUGAAUUACUUGACAGAUGGGAACGUCAGUCCUCACAGCUAAUUAGAGAUUGCUGUAGCAAUUUCCAACAACAACUAAAAGAAGAUCUCCAAAGACUUUUAUCCUGCAAACUGGAUCGCUACACAGGCUGGGUCCCACUAGCCCGACAUUCAUAUGGAUCUCAGAGUCCCACAGAGUGUCAUGAUGCUGCAGAGGCCCAGGCCAAACCAGUGAACUCAGUGGACGAUGGUUUGGAAACAGGCCUUGCCACAGAGGAGAUCGGAAGUCCACGCGUCUUGCAGCAGCUAUCUGAUUACCGACAUAGUAGCUCAGACGAGGCGGCAGAUCCUUAUGCAGCGGUGACUGUCAACACUGACAGAAAAAGAGAAGCCUUGAAUACAGACUGUUUUGCGGAUGUACUAUCCAGAUCAGCUGCUGCCACUCCGAACUUUCUUUUCAUGGAAUACUUUGAGGUCAACCGGGAAAGUGCAGCACUGCUAUCCUGGAAGCCACAUUGGAUUUGGGAAAUCUCUAUUCUCAAUAUAUCACACAGAUUAACUCAUAAGAGGGAGCCGGACUCUGAACUUUUUCAGAUGGGUCCUGUGCAGCAGCCAGCAGUACGCAGCCUUCCUAAGCCAACAAGUGCAGAGCAGUGCGUGCAGCCACACUCUUUCAAGUCAGCUGUUUUGAUUCAGCGUUGGUACAGAAGAUAUAUUGCCCAAAUGGAAGUUAGAAGGAGAUGUACCUGGAGUAUUUUCCAAUCUAUAGAAUACACUGGGGAACAAGACCAGAUCAAGCUUUGUGACUUUUUCAACUUCCUUAUGGACCAUUUCACUCCCGGCAACACUAAAGAGAGGGAUUUUAUCUGCCGCAUGUUCACUGAAGAGGAGACCUACAAGGACACAGAAUUGGAAAAAUAUUGUGACUAUGAAUCAAUAGAAGUUCCAGAAUCAUACACAGGCCCACGUCUCAACUUCCCAAUAUCUCCCAGCCAGGCAGCAAACUUAGUUGAAGCAUUCAAAAAGAAACACCAUCUCCAUGCUCGUUACGUCUUAAAUCUUCUACAUGAGACUAAGAAACAUCUCAAACAGCUCCCAAAUAUUAAGCGAGUAUCAACCAGCUACAGUAAAGAGAUCACUAUAUGUGGGGAUUUGCAUGGCCGACUAGAUGAUUUAUUUUUGAUAUUUUACAAGAAUGGUCUCCCUUCACCAGAGAAGCCCUACAUCUUCAAUGGUGACUUUGUAGACCGAGGUAAACAAUCUAUUGAGAUUUUGAUGAUCCUCUUUGCAUUUAUGUUGGUUUACCCAAGAGUCGUUCAUUUGAACAGAGGAAAUCAUGAAGACUAUAUGGUCAACUUAAGGUAUGGAUUCACCAAGGAAGUAAUGAAAAAAUAUAAGGUUCACGGGAAGAAAAUAUUGAAAAUGCUGCAAAGUGUUUUUUGUUGGCUGCCUCUUGCUACUCUUAUCGAUCAGAAAGUACUAGUAACACAUGGAGGAAUUUCUGAUACUACAGACUUAGAGCUAUUAUCUAAAAUUGAACGACACAAGUUUGCAUCUACAUUAAGACCUCACAAAAGGAAAGAGAAGAUUAAAGAGAUAAAAGAAAAGACUGAAACAAAAAAAUGUGCUAAUGGAGAUAACAAUUUGAUUGUGGAAACCUAUUUGACAGCUCAAAGAAGUGGCUCAUUCUCAUACAGCUCCAGUCCUAGCAUGCUGCCAAGUAACUACAAGGGGAAAAGAUCUGCUAGUAGCCCCACCAAUAUGACUAUUGAUAGAAGAGAGAUCUCCAGGCGUGUUCGGCAGUCAGUGAAUGAAGAACUUGAGAAGUGUCGCAGACAGGUUGGAUUCACUGAAAACUAUGCAGAGUCAGAAAGCCCCAGCUCAGCUUCGGAGUCAGAAUCUGCUGAAAUAGAUGAUAACAACAUGAAUAAUGAGGAGAGAAAGCAGAUUGUAGACAUUCUUUGGAGCGAUCCCAUGGCUCAGGAGGGCUGCAAGUCAAACACAAUACGUGGAGGUGGCUGUUACUUUGGCCCUGAUGUGACAGAAAAAAUCCUUAGAAAACAUGACUUGCAAUUGCUGAUCCGUUCCCAUGAGUGCAAGCAGGAAGGGUAUGAGUUUUGUCAUGGUGGAAAGGUGUUGACCAUAUUUUCAGCCUCUAAUUACUAUGAAGUUGGUAGUAAUAAAGGAGCCUAUGUCAAACUGGGGCCUGAUCUGGUCCCACAUUUUGUGCAAUAUCAAGCAAACAAGACAACAAAUACUUUGACUAUGAGACAAAGAAUAAGUGCAGUGGAAGAGUCUGCUUUAAGAGCCUUAAGAGAAAAACUGUUUGCUCAUAAAUCAGACCUCAUAAACUCAUUCAAAGUAUAUGACAAGGAUCAAAGCGGUUUUAUCACUUUUAAUGAUUGGGCAACUGCACUGGAGUCUGUGUUACAUCUCGGGCUACCCUGGCGAAUGCUCAGGCCGCAGCUUGUGAGAAGUUCUACAGAAGGGCUGCUGAGGUAUAAGGAGUGGUUUGAUGAGCUUGCAGUGUGUCAGCCAAUAAGAGAGCAUUUACAUGCAAGUUUGCUGGAAGCUCUUUACAGAAACCGAUCAGACCUGGAGACAAUUUUUAGAAUAAUAGAUAGUGAUAGCUCAGGGUUUAUUUCAUUUGAAGAGUUCCAUCAUACUUGGAAGUUGCUCAGCUCCCACUUAAACAUAGAAGUCAGCGAUGAGGAAAUCAGUAACAUGGCACGAAGCAUUGAUUUUAACAAGGAUGGGAAUAUUGACAUUAAUGAGUUUCUAGAAGCCUUUCGAUUAGUUGACAGAUGCCCUAAUGAUGACCGAGAUGCAGAGAUGCCGUAGUGUCAAGAAACCGUAUGAAUGAUCUACAGGCGUCAUAGCCUUCCAGCUAAUGUUAUUAUUUCUGAUUAUGUGGCAAUUCAAAGCAAAUGUGGAAAACACUCCAGGGACAAUUUCUAUAAAACUUGAGCAAUGGACAUUUGUUUUUUUGCUGCAAUUUUCUGACAAAAAAAACACACCCAGAAAUCAUAGAAAACAACAUUGUGUACAGUUGGACUUGUUCAGAACUGCAUAGAUGCAUUCAAAUAAUAGUGCACAGCGUACAAUCACUAUAGUAUUAUAUUUGAGUCUAGUCAUCAAAAUCAUAGUGCUUGGUAUACAUUUCAGUAAAGGAAGUAAAAUAGAAAUAGUUUCUAUGAUUUUACAAUAGAGUCCAAUACAUAUGACUCUUAAAAGGAUAUAAUACUCAAAAUGUGUCUGUCAUUAUAUGAAAGAACAGCAGGUGAACAUGAUAAUAAAAGUAAAAGCUGCUUAAACUGA